Molecule: messenger RNA, 4661 nt
Organism: Drosophila subobscura
Lineage: Eukaryota; Metazoa; Arthropoda; Insecta; Diptera; Drosophilidae
Gene: Smurf
Product: E3 ubiquitin-protein ligase Smurf1
Exons: 8
Coding region: 1088-4402 (1104 amino acids)
Biological process (GO): ubiquitin-dependent protein catabolic process; negative regulation of BMP signaling pathway
Molecular function (GO): protein binding; ubiquitin-protein transferase activity
Source: RefSeq, a predicted model, not a curated record
UUUACCACCACUGAAACACACCAACAAAAAUGGCGUUCGUAGAACUAAUUUCUGCGAUACAUUAGUUUAUAAACGUGCGCAAAAGCAACGGAGAGGGCAGUUAAUAAUGUAGUUUAACUAAUCAAAAAGUGAAAACCCAUAACGAAUAGCUGAAUAAGCAUAGCACGCGCUUUAUAAUAAAUUCUCGUGGUUUUGCUCCCUUCCGUACCUCCGUCGGUCGUCGGCUGCCUUCCGUUGCUCGCAUUCGCCGUGCGUAAAGCGAAAGAAUAUUUAUUGCAAUCGCGCUGAAAUAGAGCACACUACAUAUAGACGAGCGUACAUAUAAGCACAUGUGUAUAGUUUAUAAUAAAUUUAAAGUGAUUCGAGCCACCAAAUUUGCCUCAAUUGAUUAUUAUUGCAAAUUUUUGCAACAUACACACACACACGCCCGUACAAAUACGAAUGCAAAUGCGAGGCGCACCCAUACAAGAGCAGAAGCUAAAUUAAAGUUAAUUAAACGCCUAGUGGAAUUUAAUUUAAUACAAUUUAUGAAACACAUAAUAAAGUAAAGCCUCAGUUCCCUUGCCUUGCAAGAGAAGGGCGUCGGUGUGCUUGUGUGUGUGUGCGUACGUGAGUGAGCGAGACAUGUGCGUGUGAAUUGUUUUCAAAGCAGCAGCAGCAACAGCAACGGUAACAGCAAAGCAGCAAAACAAUUUCGGUUUUUUUUGUAACUAACAAAUCGGUGUUAGCAUGCUUAUGUGUGUGUGCAUACAAUGACACAAAACCGCAACUGCAGCUGCAACAACAACAACCACAGCCAGCGUCAAGGCUAUCGAAAACAGCAACAAGAACUGCAACAGCAGCAACAGCAGAGGGAGAGACAGCAGCUACCUUCGGCAAUGAAAUUAUUUCUUGCUGCGUCCACCUCCACCACUACCAUCACCUCCCACUCCUCCCUUCGCCAAAACCAGCAGCAGCAGCAGCAGCUAGAGAAACAAACAUGCUGCUUGGUCGCCGUCUAAUUGUCGUAUAAAUAAUUAAUCGGCAUACAAAAUAAAUGCACGUAUAUUUACAAAGGCGCAACAAUACCAAUUAAAAGUCGGAAAUUAUGAAUAAAUUGGACUAUCCACGUCGCAAUGGUACACACAAAGUUCGAAUAACGAUAUUGUGUGCUCGCAACUUGGCUCGCAAGGAUUUAUUUCGCCUCCCCGAUCCCUUUGCCAAGGUCCAGGUGGAUGGCACGGGUCAGGUGUACUCGACGGAGAUAAGCAAGUCCUCGCUGGACCCCAAAUGGAAUGCUCACUACGACCUGUUCCUGGGCCUGGCCGAUGCCAUCACCAUAACCGUGUGGAAUCAGCGAAAGAUACGCAAAGGCAGCGGCUUCCUGGGCUGUGUGCGGAUACCCGCCUUCACCAUUCAAAGCCUCAAAGGUGCAGGAUUUCAACGCUUGGAUCUGGGCAAACUAUCGCCGGACGACGAUGAGCUGGUGCGUGGACAAAUUAUUAUAUCGCUGCUGUCGAAGGAUGGCCCCAGCAGUGGCAAUCCCCUGGCCAUUGUGGGGCCCAGCGGCGAUGUGCGGGGACCCUCCGAGGAGGACUCUUCGGAGGACAGCCUGCCCGAGGGCUGGGAAGAACGGCGCACGGACAACGGACGCAUCUACUAUGUGAAUCAUGCCACAAAAUCCACACAAUGGGACAGACCCCGACAGCCGGGCGGCGGCACCUCACCGCAGCAGCGGCAUCACAAUGGCAACAACAGCCACGGAAAUGGCCAGGCGCCGGCGGGUCCUACGCGCUCCACGACCUGCACCAAUCUGCUGAAUGGCGGCAAUCGGAAUCGAGAGACGUCUUUGACGGGGUCGGACGAGCGACGUCACUCCACGGAGAUCCUGUCCAGCGUGGGCAAGGAGAACACCAGUCCCACGACUCCCAUGGCCUCAAUCGCCACCACACCUGGCAAGAAAUCCUCCUCCACGACCACCACAGGCGGUCGCACCUUGGAGGCGCGCAGCGGCAACGAACCGGCCACGCCCACAAGCAGCACGACAACGACAACGUCGGCGGGAACGGGUCGCAUCCACAGCAACAAUGACAAUCACGUGAAUCAUGUUAAAACGCCAAAGCAUCAAACAAAUGGCCACGGCCAUGGCCAUAGCUCCCAUACACCCGUCGAGGGCACCUCCACAUCGCCCACGGGCCAGCAGAACUAUGUGAACGGAAAUGCUCAAAGUGGGACAGCACCAGGGAGUGGCAGUGGUGGAAAUGGAAGCUUCCAGGCGGCACAGCCACAAAGCGCCAGCAAUGGCUGGACACAGGAGGAGACAUCAGCAACGACAGCAACGACAACGACAGCGACAACGACGCCACCCAGGCACAAUCAGAGCCAGAGCCAGAGUCCACCCGCAACGAAUGCAGCCACAUCCCCAGCGCCGGCAGUUACGCCCGCGGCCAACGGCAACACAGUUCACAGUCCGAAUGCAAACAGCCAGCCAGGAGGGGGUGGUAGAUCCUACACUGCAACGACCCCUGGCCAGCGUUCGCAGCGUCGCAGCUCCCGGCAGCAGGGUGGCGAUGAGUCCUCCACACGGCGUCGCUCCUCGCGCGGCACGCGCAACGGUGGCAGUGCUGCAGGAGGCGGAGGAGGAGGAUCUGGACAGAGACUGGCAUCGGCCGCCAUUGCAGCUGCCAAUCAGGCGGCGCGUCCCUUCCUCGACCUGCCCUCCGGCUACGAGAUGCGCACCACGCAACAGGGCCAGGUGUACUUCUAUCACAUACCCACGGGCGUGUCCACGUGGCACGAUCCACGAAUACCGCGCGACUUUGACACACAGCAUCUGCCGCUGGACUCGAUUGGUCCCCUGCCCAGUGGCUGGGAGCAGAGGAAAACGGCCUCCGGGCGGGUCUACUUUGUGGACCACAACAACCGCACCACACAGUUCACGGAUCCGCGGCUCAGUGGGAGUCUCCUGCAGCUGAUUCGACGGGGACCUGUGCCGCCAACUGGAGCAGCAGCUCCUGGCGCUGCCACACCACCUACGACAGCAGCAGCAGCGACGGCGGCUGCCACGUCCUCGCCAAAUCCCACGUCUGCAUCCAAUCAGCCGGCUACACCUGGCCCUGCGCCUGCACCAACAACAGCAGCGGCAGGAGGAGCAGGUUCUACGACAGCACACACGACAGCGACAACGAUAACGAACACCCCGCAUCGCAUUUGUCCGGAAGGGCUGCCGCAGGGCCUGCUCGAAGGUGCUGACCUGCUGCCAAAGUAUCGCCGGGAUCUGGUCGGAAAACUACGCGCCCUGCGCACCGAGCUGCAGACGAUGCAGCCGCAGUCCGGCCACUGCCGGCUGGAGGUGUCGCGCAACGAGAUUUUCGAGGAGAGCUAUAGACUGAUAAUGAAGAUGCGGGCCAAGGAUAUGCGCAAGCGCCUGAUGGUCAAGUUCAAGGGCGAGGAGGGACUGGACUAUGGCGGCGUGGCCCGCGAGUGGCUGCAUCUGCUCUCCCGCGAGAUGCUCAACCCGCAGUACGGCCUGUUUCAGUACAGUCGCGACGACCACUACACGUUGCAGAUCAAUCCCGACUCGGGCGUGAAUCCGGACCAUCUCUCCUACUUUCACUUUGUGGGCCGCACCCUGGGCAUUGCCGUGUUCCACGGCCAUUGCCUCGACGGGGGCUUCACCACGCCCUUCUACAAGCAGCUGCUGAACAAACCCAUCACGCUGGGCGACAUCGAGGGCGUCGAUCCGGAGCUGCACCGCAGCCUUACCUGGAUGCUGGAGAGCAACAUUAGCGGCAUCAUCGAGUCGACAUUCAGCGUGGAAAACAAUAGCUUUGGGGCUCUGGUGGUGCACGAACUGAAGCCCGGCGGCGCCGCCAUACCCGUCACCGAGGAGAACAAGCGCGAGUACGUUAAGCUCUAUGUGAACUAUCGCUUCAUGCGCGGCAUCGAGCAGCAGUUUCUGGCACUGCAGAAAGGCUUCUGUGAGCUGAUACCCAGCCAUCUGCUGCGACCGUUUGAUGAGCGGGAACUGGAAUUGGUCAUUGGGGGCAUCUCGAGCAUCGAUGUCAACGAUUGGCGCAACAAUACGAGACUGAAGCACUGCACGAACGAGACGACGCAAGUGCUGUGGUUCUGGCAGGUGGUCGAGUCGUACAGCUCUGAGAUGAGAGCACGUCUGCUGCAGUUUGUGACGGGUUCGUCGCGGGUGCCGUUGCAGGGAUUCCGUGCGCUGCAGGGAUCCACGGGUGCAGUGGGGCCACGCCUGUUCACCAUUCACCUCACCGUCGACGUGCCCACACAGAACCUGCCCAAGGCGCACACUUGCUUCAAUCGGAUCGAUCUGCCGCCGUACGAGAACUAUCAGCUGCUCUGCGAUAAGCUAACCCAAGCGGUGGAGGAGACCUGUGGCUUUGCCGUGGAGUAGGGACCAAACGAUCGAUAGAAACAUCCCCCCACACACCCGAUCCACGCAUAUGCAAAUACAUAGGCACCAAUAAAUAAAUAUACACAUACAUAUACCAUAUACCAUAUACACAAAGGCACAUGCGAUGAGGACGCGUAUAUCAAAAUUCUAGGGACCUUGAUCCCUGCUAAUUAUAAAUAACUGUUUUUUUACCAUUUGAUUUUCUGUUUGUUGAUGUUUAAUCGUGUGUGCGCUGCGCAUUUUGCAGUUGGAAAUCAAA